This is a messenger RNA of Laccaria bicolor S238N-H82, 425 nucleotides long. RefSeq lists its product as uncharacterized. The transcript is spliced from 2 exons. The record is from RefSeq and is a predicted model, not a curated record. NCBI's taxonomy places the organism in Eukaryota, Fungi, Basidiomycota, Agaricomycetes, Agaricales, Hydnangiaceae. Bases 100 to 372 code for a protein of 90 amino acids.
GUUCAAACGGACUCGCUCGCCAGAACGUCUUGGAUUCGCGAAAUGCUGUACCCAUCGUUAUAAAAGACAAGUCCAGCCGAUCCAUGCGUGAAUCGUCAAAUGGACAGUUUGCGAAUACGCCUAUCCGUCCUGAUACUCGACCAAGCCGGCGUCCUUCUACCUCGAAACAUGUCAGUCGUGAGGCCAACGGCUAGAUACAUUUGUACCUUGAUCACAAACAAGGCUCAAAGCUCACGCCUAUGCUCAGCUUCGCGUCAGAAGCAGCGCUAUACGUCCCAUGAAGUUCUCCUUGCUCUUGUUAAGACUAUCAGACGAGAACUCCUGGUCGUCAGAGGGAAAACAUUUAUUAGACAAUCAGAAGAUGGCUUGUAGUACACAUGUUGCAAUUAUAGGAUAGCGAGGGCUAGAAAGCGUGCUUGACACAU